AUGUUCGUGGUCGUGGGGCACAGCUGCCCCCUCUACCCCCGGCUGCCGGGUCGCGAUUGCAGUGGAAGGACACUGCCAAGCGACGAUGCUGUUGAGACUGCGGAGGGGAGGUCCUCAGUGAGCCAUCAGCUGGGCCAGCGGAAUGAUGGUCCCGCCUGCACACCGGUACAACGAGCCCUGCUGGCCCUCACCAUCCCGCUGGAGAUGCUGCAAGUGGUGAAGGGUCGCAUGAUGCAGGCCAUGAGCAACGGGCUGAGCCGCCAGACGCACACACAGGCCAACGUGCAGAUGCUGCCCACCUACAUCUGCUCCACACCCAACGGCACGGAGGAAGGCAACGUGCUGGUGGUGGAGCUGUGCCAGAGCCAUGUCCGGAUCCUGUUGAUGACCCUCCUGGGCGACGGGAACCAGAGCCCCCAUAUGACUGACAAGAUCUUCGACAUACCAGGGGACAGCAUGCAGGGCCCGGGGGAAGCGGUACGAGGAGGCCAUGGCAGAGGGUGGCUGCUGCUGGGCUGCCCAGCGCCAGGGAGGCUCAGAAGGGCUCCGGGACGGUGCUGGGGCUCCAGGCUGCCUCCCACAGCCUGGGUGCUGGGAAAGGAGGAGCAACCGGUCACCCCGCCCGUGCCUUUGCAGCUCUUUGACUUCAUUGCACAAUGCGUGCGCCAAUUCCUGGCUGGCGUCACCAGCACCGAGGAAUACCUCCCCUUGGGCUUCGUCUUCCCCUUCAGCUGCAAGCAGACCCAGCUGAACAAGGCCGAACUCCUCUCCUGGUCCAAAGGCUUCAGCUGCAGUGACGUGGAGGGGAAGGAUGUUGUGCAGUUGCUGCAGUCAGCCAUCAACAAGCAGGAGCUCUUCCACGUGGAAGUUGUUGCCCUGAUGAAUGACACCGUGGGCACCAUGAUGACCUGCAGCACGAGGGAGAGACCCUGUGAGGUCGCCUUGGUUGUGGACAAGGGCACCAACAGCUGCUUCAUGGCCGAAGCACAGUACGUGGAGAUGGUGGAGGAGACCAACGGGCGGAUGUGUGUCAACAUCGAGUGGGGCUGCUUCGGGGACGAUGACGCCCUGAAUGACAUCCUGACCCCCUACGACCAGCGCGCGGACCAGGAAUCCUCCAACCCUGGGAAGAGGAGGUUUGAGAAGUUGGUGGGCAGCCUGUACCUGGGGGACAUUGUCCGGCACACACUGAUGGCCCUGUCUGCAGAGAAAGCGCUCUUCAUUGGGAGCAAUGUCACUGUCCUGGGGACCAAGGGUGCGCUCAAGACCCAGCAAGUCCUGGAGAUCAUCGACACCGAGGAAGGCAUGGCCAAGGCGAGGGUGGCUCUGGAGGCUCUGGGGCUGCGGCCGAGCGAGCGGGACUGCUGCCGGGUGCAGCAGAUCUGCCGGGCGGUGGUGAGCCGCUCUGCCGCGCUCUGCGCCGCCGGGCUGGCCGCCAUCCUCGGCUACAUACGCCACAGCCGGGGGCUGGAGCGGCUGGUGAUCAACGUGGCGGUGGAUGGUGAAUUGUACCGGGCACACAGCAGGUUUGGGGAGAUCCUGCAGAGCGUGACAGGCCUGCUGGCCCCGGAGUGCAUGGCCGCCCUCGUGCCCUCGGUGGAUGGGACCGGGCGGGGGGCAGCCAUAGUGACGGCGGUGGCUUUGCGCCUGGCAGACCAACGCCGUGAGAUGGACCAGCUGCUGGCCCCGCUGCGGCUCAGCCGCACCGACCUGGAGCGCGUCCAGGCGCUGAUGAGGCAGGAGAUGGAGCUGGGGCUGGGCCAGGAGACCAACGCCAACUCCUCCGUCCGCAUGCUGCCCACCUACGUCCGCGGGACGCCCGACGGCACCGAGCGAGGCGAAUUCCUGGCGUUGGACCUGGGGGGGACCAAUUUCCGGGUGCUGGUGGUGCGUGUGGCAGAAGAUGGCAUUCGCAUGGCCAGCGAGAUCUACCUCAUCCCGACCAACAUCAUGCAGGGCACCGGCGAGGCGCUCUUCGACCACAUCAUUGACUGCAUCAUGGACUUCCAGCUGAAGCAGGACCUGAUGGAGCAGGUCCUGCCGCUUGGCUUCACCUUCUCCUUCCCCUGCCAGCAGCUGGGCCUGGAUAAGGCAGUGCUGCUGACCUGGACCAAGGGCUUCAGCGCCUCGGGCUGCGUGGGCGAGGACGUGGUCCAGCUGCUGCGGGAAGCUGCCCGGCGCAAACAGCACUUAGCGCUGAAGGUGGUGGCCGUGGUCAACGACACAGUGGGAACCAUGAUGUCCUGUGGCUACGAUGACCCCAAAUGUGAAAUCGGCCUCAUCGUGGGGACAGGGACCAAUGCCUGCUACAUGGAGGAGAUGCAGAACGUGGGCACCGUGGAGGGGGAGCAGGGCCGUAUGUGCAUCAACAUGGAGUGGGGGGCCUUCGGGGACAACGGCUGCCUGGAUCACAUCUUCACCGACUUUGACCGGCUGGUGGAUGAGAAAACGAUCAACCCGGGCAAGCAGAGGUUUGAGAAGCUCAUCAGCGGCAUGUACCUGGGCGAGAUCGUACGCUACAUCCUUCUGGCGCUGGUGGAGAAACAAGUCCUGUUCCGCGGCAAGCCCUGCCCCAGGCUCCAGACCAGGGACAUCUUCAAGACCAAGUUCCUCUCCACCAUCGAGAUGGUGAUGCCACCUCCAGCCUGUGGGACGGGGACGGUGAUGGGGAUGGUGAUGCUAACGGUACCCCUGGCCCGGGGCAGCGACGGGCUGGCCCUGCAGCAGGUUCAGGCCAUCCUGCAGGACCUGGAGCUCGACGCCAGCUUCGAGGACAGCGUGCUGGUGCGGGAGGUGUGCCAGACCGUGUCCCUGCGGGCGGCCCAGCUCUGCGCCGCCGGGCUGGCCGCCGUGGUGGAGAAGAUGCGGGAGAACCGGGGCCUGUCCCAGCUGGCCGUCACCGUGGGCGUGGACGGCACCUUGUACAAAGUGCACCCGUGCUUCUCCCAGCACCUCCAGAAGAUGCUGCGGGAGCUGGCGCCCAACUGCACCGUCACCUUCCUGCAGUCGGAGGAUGGCUCGGGCAAAGGGGCCGCGCUUGUGGCAGCCGUGGCCUGCCGUGGGGCCGAGUCCUAG
This is a messenger RNA of Chroicocephalus ridibundus (black-headed gull), 3075 nucleotides long. RefSeq names its product hexokinase 3 (gene HK3). NCBI's taxonomy places the organism in Eukaryota, Metazoa, Chordata, Aves, Charadriiformes, Laridae. The transcript has 18 exons. Gene Ontology annotation, molecular function: mannokinase activity; ATP binding; glucokinase activity. Gene Ontology annotation, biological process: glucose 6-phosphate metabolic process; glucose metabolic process; glycolytic process. The record is from RefSeq and is a predicted model, not a curated record. Gene Ontology annotation, cellular component: cytosol; mitochondrion. Bases 1 to 3075 code for a protein of 1024 amino acids.